Molecule: messenger RNA, 1525 nt
Organism: Nematolebias whitei (Rio pearlfish)
Lineage: Eukaryota; Metazoa; Chordata; Actinopteri; Cyprinodontiformes; Rivulidae
Product: T-complex protein 11-like protein 2
Exons: 10
Coding region: 33-1523 (496 amino acids)
Biological process (GO): regulation of sperm capacitation
Cellular component (GO): sperm flagellum; acrosomal vesicle
Source: RefSeq, a predicted model, not a curated record
AACUUUAAACACAACACCAGAAUUUGGCAGAAAUGUCGGCCCAGAGAAAGGAGGCUGCAGGUGGUUCUGCUGACCUUCCCAGUCUGGAAACACUUGACUCUCCUAUAGGGAGUCCUCCCACAGCCUCGUUAUCCAGCCUGAUGGAUCUGGAAAAUUGUGUUUCCAAUCUGAGUCUGGCACAUGAGAUCCUGGUGAACAGAGACUUCUGUUUCAAACCCCAAACCACUCCUAUUACCACCCUAGAGGGCAGAGUGAAAGAUAUUGUCCACCGGGCAUUUUGGGACAGUCUUCAGGAAGAGCUGAGCAGCGACCCUCCAAACUUCAGCCAUGCUCUUGUUCUGCUGCAGGAGGUCAAGACUACGCUGGAAUCGCUGCUGUUGCCUGGACAUGUCAGACUGAGGGCUCAGCUGGAUGAAGUUCUGGACUUGGAGCUGAUCCGCCAGCAGGUCGAUCAUGGAGCUCUUGACCUACACAGACUGGUCGGAUUUAUUAUAAACACCAUGACGUCUUUGUGUGCUCCGGUUCGAGACCCAGAGAUCAGAGCUGUGCGGGACCUCAAGGACCCUGUGGAGCUCCUUAGGGAAAUCUUCCGCGUUUUGGGUCUGAUGAAGACCGACAUGGUGAACUUCACCAUCCAGAGCCUGAGGCCUCAUCUCCUGCAGCAGGCCGUUCAGUACGAGAGGCUCAAAUUCCAGCAGAUCCUGGAUAAAGAGCCAGCUUAUCUAAACAACACAGCUGCUUGGCUUCAGGCAGCAGCAUCGGAGGAGAUGUCUGUGUUCAGAGCGUGGCCUGAUUCUCCCGGUCCUGACAGCCGAGGUCUCCUCCGUCCCACUGCCGUCCUGAACUGGGCCUUCAUGCGUCUGCUCUGCUGGGACCCGCAGGACCAGAAAUAUCCCGAGACUGUGCUGAUGGAUCAGGCCCGUCUGGACCAUCUGAGUCGGCGGCUCCAGAUGUUGAUUCUGGAAGCGUCCGUGCUCCUCCUGACCAGCGCUCAGUUUGGGGGUGUCGUUUUCUCCCUGUGCGGAUUUGUAGGUAAACUCCGGCAGUCCGUCGCUGCCCUGCUGGAGGGCAGUCACAGCAGGGAAGCUGACCUGAAGAGGGCCCUGUUGGAGCUUGGUGGGACGGUGCAGCAGCAGGUGACAGAAGCUCUGGGUGCCCAAGGAGGAGGACUGCCUCAGGAGAGCCAAAAUCUGCUGAGAGGACAAAUAUCUGACCUGUGGAGGAACAACAACCCUGUACGCGCACUUAUAGGAGAAAGAGUUCAGGGCUUCCUUUUGGCCACGCUGCAGGGCUGCUCAGCUAAAAGGAGUCCAGAGCUGCCUUUUCCCCUCGGGCUGCUUAGAGCUGAGUUAGCAGAGCUGGGGACGGCCUUCGGGCAAAUUGUCCGCUUCAACCAAACUGUCUUCGGUCCCUUCUAUGCACCCAUCCUCAGGAAGCUGCUGCUCCCGCCUGAACAGACUGAACCUGCAGAGGACUCGCGCCAAACUGAGGUUGACCUGAACACAGGCCAACGUUUGAUAUAAAA